UAAUUGAAGAGAAGGAGAGGAGUAAAGAGGAGGAACAUCAUGUCAAAAUUGAGGAAAAAACUCAUUUACAGACUGAUUUUAAAAGGAGAGACAAUAAUUGUUUCACCUGCACUCAGUGUGGAAAGAGUUUUGGAAGAAAAGACAUUCUUAAGAUUCACAUGAGGAUCCACACUGGAGAGAAACCGUUCACAUGCACUCAGUGUGGGAAGAGUUUCAGCUGCUCAUCACACCUUAAUCAACACAUAAGUAUCCACACUGGAGAGAAACCAUUUACUUGCACUCAGUGUGGGAAUAGUUUCAGCCAAUUAGCACACUUUAAUCAUCACAUGAGGAUCCACACUGGAGAGAAACCAUUCACAUGCACUUACUGUGGGAAGAGUUUCAGCCAAUCAUCAAACUUUAAUAAACACAUGAGGAUCCACACUGGAGAGAAACCAUUCACAUGCACUCACUGUGGGAAGAGUUUCAGCCAAUCAUCAAACUUUAAUAAACACAUGAGGAUCCACACUGGAGAGAAACCAUUCACAUGCUCUCAGUGUGGGAAGAGUUUCAGCCAAUCAUCAAAUUUUAAUCAACACAUGAAGAUCCACACUGGAGAGAAACCAUUCACAUGCACUCACUGUGGGAAGAGUUUCAGCCAAUCAUCAAACUUUAAUAGACACAUGAGUAUCCACACUGGAGAGAAACCAUUCACAUGCCCUCAGUGUGGGAAGAGUUUCAGCCGAUCAUCGGAUCUUAAGAUUCACAGGAGGAUCCACACUGGAAAGAAACCAUUCACAUGCACUCAGUGUGGGAACAGUUUUAACAGCUCAUCACACCUUAAUCAACACAUGAGGAUCCACACUAGAGAGAAACCAUUCACAUGCACUCAGUGUGAGAAGAGUUUCAGCCAAUCAUCAAACCUUAAUCUACACAUGAGGAUCCACACUAGAGAGAAACCAUUCACUUGCACUCAGUGUGGGAAGAAUUUCAACCAAUCAUCAAAUCUUAAUCGACACAUGAGGAUCCACACUGGAGAGAAACCAUUCACAUGCACUCAAUGUGGGACGAGUUUCAUCCGCUCAUCAUCCCUUAAUCUACACAUUAUGAGCCACAAUGGAGAGAAACCAUUCACAUGCACUCAGUGUGGGAAGAGUUUUAAUCGUUCAUCACACCUUAAUCGACACAUGAUGAUCCACACUGGAGAGAAACCAUUCACAUGCACUCAGUGUGGAAUGAGCUUCAGCCAAUCAUCAAACCUUAAUCUACACAUGAGGAUCCACACUGGAGAGAAACCAUUCGCAUGCCCUCAGUGUGGAAUGAGUUUCAGCCAAUCAUCAAACCUUAAUCUACACAUGAGGGUCCACACUGGAGAAAAACCAUUCACAUGCCCUCAGUGUGGGAAGAGUUUUAACAGCUCAUCACACCUUAAUCGACACAUGAGAAUCCACACUGGAGAGAAACCAUUCACUUGCAAUCAGUGUGGAAAGAGUUUUGGAAGAAAAGACAAUCUUAAGAUUCACAUGAAAAUACACACUGGAGAGAAACCAUUCACAUGCACUCAGUGUGGGAAGAGUUUCAGCCAAUCAUCAAACCUUAAUGACCACAUGAUGAUCCACACUGGAGAGAAACCAUUCACAUGCACUCAGUGUGGGAAGAGUUUCAGGAAGUCAUCAUCCCUUACUCUACACAUGAUGAUCCACACUGGAGAAAAACCAUUCACAUGCACUCAGUGUGGGAAGAGAUUCAGCCUAUCAUCACACCUUAAUCAACACAUGAUGAUCCACACUGGAGAGAAACCAUUCACAUGCACUCAGUGUGGGAAAAGUUUUAACCGCUCAUCAGUUCUUUAUCAACAUAUGAGGAUUCACACUGGAGAGAAACCAUUCACAUGCACUCAGUGUGGAAAAAGUUUUAACCGCUCAUCAAACCUUUAUAAACACAUGAGGAACCACACUGGAGAGAAACCAUUCUCAUGUGUUCAGUGUGGGAAGAGUUUUAACUUCUCAUCAACCCUUUAUCAACACAUGACAAUCCACACUGGAGAGAAACCAUUCACAUGCACUCAGUGUGGGAAGAGUUUUACCUGCUCAUCACGCCUUCAUCAACACAUGAGGAUCCACACUGGAGAGAAACCAUUCACAUGCACUCAGUGUGGGAAGUGUUUUAACUUUUCAUCAAACCUUAAUCGACACAUUAGGAUCCACAGUGGAGAGAAACCAUUCACAUGCACUCAGUGUGGGAAGAGUUUCAGCCAAUCAUCACACCUUAAUCAACACAUCAUGAGCCACACUGGGGAGAAACGUUUUACCUGCACUCAGUGUGGAAAGAGUUUUGGAAGAAAACACAAUCUUAAGAUUCAUAUGAGAAUCCACAGUGGAGAGAAACCAUUCACAUGCACUCAGUGUGGGAAGAGUUUCAGCCAAUCAUCAAACCUUAAUAUACACAUGAGGAUCCACACUAGAAAGAAACCAUUCAAAUGCACUCAAUGUGGGAAAAGUUUUAACCGCUCAUCAGACCUUCAUCAACAUAUAAGGAUUCACACUGGAGAGAAACCAUUCACAUGCACUCAGUGUGAGAAGAGUUUUAAUUGCUCAUCAAACCUUCAUACACACAUGAGAAUCCACACUGGAGAGAAACCAUUCAAAUGCACUCAAUGUGGGAAAAGUUGUAACUGCUCAUCAGACCUUUAUAAACACAUGAGAAUCCACACUGGAGAGAAACCAUUCACAUGCACUCAGUGUGGGAAGAGUUUUAACUUUUCAUCAAACCUUCAUCGACACAUGAGGACCCACACUGGAGAGAAACCAUUCAUAGACAAGAAUCAUUUCACCUGCACUCAGUGUGGAAAGAGUUUGGCAAAAAAAAGCAAACUUAAGAUUCACAUGAGGAUCCACACUGGAGAGAAACCAUUCACAUGCACUCAAUGUGGGAAGAGUUUCAGCCAAUCAUCACACCUUAAUCAUCACAUGAGAAUCCACACUGGAGAGAAACCAUUCACAUGCACUCAGUGUGGUAAGAGUUUCAGCCUAUCAUCAAACCGUAAUAUACACAUGAGGAUCCACACUGGAGAGAAACCAUUCACGUGCGCUCAGUGUGGGAAGAGUUUUAGCCAAUCAUCAAACCUUAAUCUACACAUGAUGAUCCACACUGGAGAGAAACCAUUCACAUGCACUCAGUGUGGGAAGAGUUUCAGCCUAUUAUCAUCCCUUAAUCUACACAUGAGGAUCCACACUGGAGAGAAACCAUUUACAUGCACUCAGUGUGGGAAGAGUUUCAGCUGCUCAUUAUACCUUAAUCAUCACAUGAGAAUUCACACUGGAGAGAAACCAUUCAUAUGCACUCAGUGUGGGAAGAGUUUCAGCCAAUCAUCACACCUUAUUAAACACAUGAGGAUCCACACUGGAGAGAAACCAUUCACGUGCACUCAGUGUGGGAAGAGUUUCAGCCAAUCAUCACACCUUAAUAAACACUUAAGGAUCCACACUGGAGAGAAACCAUUCACAUGCACUCAGUGUGGGAAGAGUUUCAGCCAGUCAUCAUCCUGUAAUCUACACUUGAGGAUCCACACUGGAGAGAAAUCAAACAACAGGAUUUCGCAUGCUUAAACUCUAGUAUGACCGCAGCUUCGGUGUGGGAUGAGUUUCAGCAACUCCUCAGACCUUAAUAAACACAUGAAGACCCACACUGGAGAGAAACCAUUCACAUGUACUCAGUGUGGGAAGAGUUUCAACCGAUCAGCAA
Danio rerio (zebrafish) is the source of this 3723-nucleotide messenger RNA. Lineage: Eukaryota; Metazoa; Chordata; Actinopteri; Cypriniformes; Danionidae. The record is from RefSeq and is a predicted model, not a curated record.